Panthera uncia (snow leopard) is the source of this 781-nucleotide messenger RNA. It is a transcript of the gene LRRC43, whose product is annotated as leucine rich repeat containing 43. The transcript is spliced from 5 exons. The record is from RefSeq and is a predicted model, not a curated record. NCBI's taxonomy places the organism in Eukaryota, Metazoa, Chordata, Mammalia, Carnivora, Felidae. Bases 77 to 754 code for a protein of 225 amino acids.
UCAUCUCCCGCUGUGCACGUGUGUGCACAUCUUCUCAAAGGCCUGGUCCUGGUCCCCGGCCACAGCCUCCCGGGUGAUGGGACCCCUGUCUUCAUCCCCCUCCCCAAGGACCGUUCUCUUCAGCACUGCCCGCAAGCCCUGGACUGAUGUCAUCCCCUGCAGCUACGAGAUGCAGCACACACUCAAGGACCUGGUGCCACUCAAGGCUUUCCUGCUGGCGGGAACCACCGUGACCAUCGUGGAGGAGAAGAUUCUCUCUUGGCCUGCGGUGCUGCCUCCUGUUGACGUCCCGUUGCCUGCCGAGAAAGGAAAAGGGGAGAAGGACAAGAAAGGGAAGAAGGAGAAAGACAAGAAGGGAAAAGACGGGAAGGACAUGGCAGGGAAAAGGGAGAAAGAGGUGGCAAAGGAACAGAAGGGAUCCAAGAAGAAAGAGCUUCCUAAGGAGCUCCGCCAGGACCCGCCCAUCCUGCGGGUGCUGGGCAGUGGCUUGGUGGUCCUGGAGCCCCUGCUGGCGGGGGAGCCACUUGUGUCCGAAGUGUGCAACUUUGGGGUGAUCCGCACUUUGGAAACUGACAGGCUCACGUCCCUCAGGGAUUCAAAGAACAAGAACAAGAGAGCUAAAAAAGAAAAGACCAAGCCUGCGGCUGCAGUGUACGACGGCGACUACCAGCCCCAGCCCUUGACCGUGGAGGUGCAGAUCCAGCUGAACCAGUGCCGCACGGCCGAGGAGGCGCUCCGGGAGUUCGCCCUGUAGGGCGCGGGAUUAAAGGCCGUUCUGACC